AUGGCUCCAUCUACCACCGCGUCUAACGGAGCCGUGCAGGAGAAGGGGAAUUAUGCGGCUCACGAGAGAGCGAACUCCGUGUCGAGUCCUGAUGGAUCUGGAUUUGACGGCAGCCCUAAUUCCACCAAGGAGCCAGACAAGGCCUCAGCACCUGCGAGCGGUCUUACCGACGUAGCCUCUGCAUCGGGUUACCACGCUAGGCGAGCAGCUGCGAGGUCGGUGGCGACUCCCCAUCCUCACCCGCACCCGACAGAAGACAUCAAACCAAUUCAGCCGCGCGGUCCCGACGGUACUCGCGGCUUCAAGUACGGCCGCGGAAAACCGUUACCUGGGCCUAACGGGGUGCUGGUAACUGGUAACACCAGUGCUCCCCCUUCCACCAUCGGCUCUCCUCCGCAGUAUGUUUCCGGGGCUGGCGGCGGAGCAGGCGCGUACGUUGGCGCGGGGAGCGCGCUCAGGCGCGGGGGAGCCCGCGGGAUGGGCGCGGGGGGAGAGGCGGAGAAGCUAGCGGGAGAGGUGGAGCGGUUGGCGGGCGAGAAAGACAAGGUGGAGAGUGAGUUAGCGGAAGCGAAGCUUGAGGUGCAACGCCUGCAACACGACCUUUUCGUCUCUCGAUUCGAAGCCGAAGGGCUGCGGCGUCGCCAGCAGACCGCGACCGGCGGCGACGACGGCGGUGACGGUGCGGAUGGUGAGCGGAAGGGUGGCAAGGAAAGCAAGGAUGCGGGCGAGGGGGAAGGGAAGGGUGAGGAUGGGGGAGGUACGGAGGGAAGUAAGGAAUUAAAACACUCCUUGUCCGAGGCUAGGAUGGAGAUAGUGCGGCUCGAGCACGAGUUAUUCACUCUUAGGUUCGAUGCGGAGAAGCAGCGCGUUCUUGCGGAGGAAGCGGCGGCUGGAACUGGCGGAACGGAAGGGGGAGCAGUAGGCGGAGCAGGAGGCGGAGCCAAGAAGGUGAGUUCGACGAGGGACUUGGGCGCGGGGGGCGCGGAUGCAUCCGCGGAAGGACUGGCGCAGAAGCUUGCGCGCGCGGAAGAGGCGCUCGAGGAGUCUCGGUGCGAAGCUUCGCGGCUGCAGCACGAGCUGUUCGAGGCAAAGUUCCAAGUGGAAAAGCUCCGGAGCGCGCAGGCGGACGCGCGUGCCGCUGUCGAUCAGGCGUUGAAGGAACGCGCGGGAGAGAAGGGCGGCACGGGAGCGGGCGGAGGGGAAGGAGGGAAAGAAGGCGAGAAGGAGAAUGAGGAGGGGGGGGUUGAGGAGAGUUUUGCGGAGUUGGAAGCGGUUGUAGCACGCGAGGGGUGUCGGCUCUGUGUGCGUCUGCUGGCCGCGUUUUCCGGCGCGAAAAGGCGCGCGGAUGCGGCGGAGAAGGUGAUUGGGCAGGACCGCGCGGAGCUCGAGGGGCUGCGGAACGGGCGGGAGGAGGUUCGCGCCGCCGCCGCCUCUGCUGCCGCCGCCUUCGCCGCCGCGUCCGCCGCAGGGCAGGAGGCGGCGCAGAGGGAGCGGCAGAACUGGGAGCGAGCGGAGGAGGCGGAGAGAAUGCAUGCCGCGAGUAACUCCUCCGCCGCAGCCGCGAUUGCGGCAGCGGUGGCGGAAGCGGUGGCGCUGCGCGCGCGCUGCGCGGAGCUAGAAGGGCAAGCGUCCGCUGCAUCGUCGGAAGCGGCCGCCGCGAAGGAGCAUUUGAAGCAGGUGGCCAUGGCUAUCAGCGAGCGGAGCCUGCACAGGGCUGUAGCAGGGCAGGACGAGCACCCCGCGCUACAGCCGUUUGGCGCAGCGCAGGGCGCGCCGGGCAGCGGAUUGUGGGGCGCAGGGGACAUGGAACACACCACGGAUCGCAGCACUGGGCGCGACGGUAGGUGGGACUUCGGGCAAGAGAUGGGGGUGGGAGGCGGAGCAGGGGCGCAAGGCGCGCAAGGGGCGCAGGGGGGGCAGGGGGCGCAGGGACAUCAGCUGUGGGACCCGUCGACCCUUGACCCUGCUAUCUCUGCCUUCUCCUCCGGCUCUCGUCCGCCCCCCUUCGCUGCCGCUCAACCUCCCCCGCUCCCGGGACAGUCUCUUGACCUCCACUUGCAGCAGCAGCAGCAGCAACAGCAGCAGCAACAGCAGCAACACCAGCAGUUUUCCGGCGGGUUAGGGUUUGGCGGCCUGCCUCCGCACAUGUCCCCUCCUCCCCACAGGCAGCACCCAGGCGCGCUCCCCCCUGCGGACGCCGCCAUGCAUGCGUUUCUAAGCGAUAGCCAGGGCCCUCCAGGGCAAUCCGCGCCCUUAGGCGCGCAGUUUCCCCCACCCUCAGGGUUUGCGCUUGGGGGAAGAAUACCCUCCCCCGCUCCCCCUGGCGCCAUGGGCUGA
This is a messenger RNA of Closterium sp. NIES-65, 2337 nucleotides long. The record is from the annotation of a GenBank genome assembly. Lineage: Eukaryota; Viridiplantae; Streptophyta; Zygnematophyceae; Desmidiales; Closteriaceae.